This is a messenger RNA of Manduca sexta (tobacco hornworm), 1332 nucleotides long. RefSeq lists its product as uncharacterized. Lineage: Eukaryota; Metazoa; Arthropoda; Insecta; Lepidoptera; Sphingidae. The record is from RefSeq and is a predicted model, not a curated record. The coding region runs from base 241 to 1323 and encodes 360 amino acids. The transcript is spliced from 9 exons.
UCGUAUUUAUUACACAUCCAAUACAGAGCGCUUUUUACUUCUUGUUUUUAAAUGCGAACGCGAUGGUACCGUUUCGCGCUUUACUCAUAUUGUCUGCACGCGGCUGCCAUGAAUAAUAUGAACGUUUUCCAAAUAAACCUUACAAAUUAUAACCUUGGCACAUUUCGCGAUAAUUAUUUAAACUGGUCGAGUUAAGUAUUGGGGUGGUGUAGUUCAGAACGUAUUUGUGAUGUUCCUGGUAUGGGCUGCAUGGCGAGUUCACAAAGAACCAACGAGCCAACGGCAUCUACUACACCUUGGCAGGAGAUGUCAAGUGGUAAGGGUGAGACGGUGGUGGCAGCACUCGCCAGGCUUGAUAGCGAGAUCACUGCUAGCGAGAAGUCUUACCCGGCGGCGAGAUUGGCUGUGGUUACUGCAGAGCUUGAGAUCAUUCAACAGGAAAUCAACUCAUUUGAGGAGACUACGAGCCCAGUGAUUAAAGAUAGCUAUGCAAAAACUUUACAUCAGAUCUUUGUGGCUUUGGAUUUGUACAGAAGACCGAUGUUGGCUUCCGAAAAUGAAGAUUUUGUUGCCAACGUUAACCGAAAGGAAAUGCGUCGUUUAGAACUUAGUUGGUUGCGCACGCGCUUCGCGGAGUUACAGCGUGAGCGUCGAGCAUUGCACUCACAGAUACUGGGAAUACGUUCUUUGUACGCUCAAAUGCAUCAAUUGCUUGACAGCCUGUGGGGAAACAACCAGCGUCCUGGAACACCUUUAGAAAAUUCGUUGAUGAAGGCUAUAGCUCUACGUGAUGCCUUGGCCUCAGUAAGUGCAAAAUUACGAGCAGCUGCAGAGUACGCCCAUGCAGCUGUCAAGGCUUUGGACGAUGCGAUACCCGCAUGGAAACUUACACCCAUUGGCAAGAGUGGUUGGGAGCGCACGUCGGCAUGCGCAGACGCAUGUCGGCUGCUGGUGCAGGCGCGGUGCUUGGAGCGCAGCGCUCGGCGUGUGCUGUCCGCGUCGGCCGCCCCACGCGCCGCUCGCACGCUGCGACUUGCGUUAGAUUACGCCUUCACAGAUCUCAUGCAUGAUCAUAAGUAUCAAAGAGCAACGGAAAUAUUUCAGCAAUUUAAGUCUGCUUUGGCUGAGCUCAUCGAAGCAGUCCACCAAGUUUUAUUAAACAAUAUAGAGAACCUAGCUGUGGCAGAGAAAGAUGUUGCUAAAUGGAAGCGGGACCUGCAGGCUGCUCGAGUGAAUGCUAUCGUACAGAAAGGCCUGGCGGAGUUACGAUAUGAAGCCAAAGCUUUGACCAGUUUACAAAUGAAUGUAAACAUUGUCCAAUAGUAUCAGUUU